AUGGAAAUUUUUAGGCCUAAAACGCCAAGGUCCACCGCUGUGGAGGAUACCCUGGAGCGCAUCACAAAGCACAGUGGGGUGACCACAGUAAUCGUUUUAAGCGAAGAUGAUCUGCCAAUCAUGUCUAAUGCCGAUGGGACAGCAACCAUGGCAUAUGCUAAUGUCAGCCGACCCUUGGAACUGAUGGCCCGUGCCACAAUUAGGGACAUUGACCCGACAAAUGAAUUAGUCGCUAUUCGUAUGAGAACAAAGAAGAAUGAGAUUAUCUUGGCACCCCAAGACAACAAACUGCUCGUCGUCGCACAGUCUCUGGUUCCUAAAGAUGAGCAAGAUUGA
Rhopilema esculentum is the source of this 336-nucleotide messenger RNA. The record is from RefSeq and is a predicted model, not a curated record. Lineage: Eukaryota; Metazoa; Cnidaria; Scyphozoa; Rhizostomeae; Rhizostomatidae.